CUUAAUAGCAAUCUGAAAUCGUGCGCGCAGUCGUGUUUCGCAUACAUACAUAAAGGAAUUACCCUAACUAAAAGAUGCUGAUAUCUUAUUUUAGUUAUAAAAAAAAUAAUUUAUUAUCUAUAAGUAAAGUUCACCCAACGUAUAUUUGUUAAACAUUUAAAAAGAUGCAUUUGAAAGAAACAUAAACUCUCUUAAGUGUAUAUAGACUGUGAAAACAAAGUGUUCAUGUCUUACAAUUUCGGAAUAUUGAUCGUGUAACAAAAAUAAAGAUUUCUGCUUUAAACACGGUUUAACUGUAAAAAAUAAAUUCCAGAAAUAACGAUGCAAUAUUAUUCCUUGUAUAAAGAAAGCGUGAUUAUUAAAUACUCCUCAUAAAAAAUCAUUUGUCAAAUGAAAAAUUUGCUGUUUAUAGCUUAAUCAGUGAUAUUGUUUAUUUUUAUUUUCUCAUUGAAUUCGGCAAAUUUUUUCGUAAGCUACAUUUUAUAAUACAGUAAAAGUGUUGGUGGAAUUCAUAAAGUAUCACCAACAGCAGUGUUUAUUUGAAUAUUCAUUAUUUAUAUGUGUAUUAUACCAGUUCCUUGUUUCUCUAUCAUUUCUUUGAAAUGUACAAUUGGAUUGCUUGUAAAAGAGUGAUCGAUCAGUUUAUUAAAUUUUGCUUUAGAUCCUGAUAAAUAUGAUACUGACAAAGCAUUCUAUUUUUCUUAGUAUAAUAAGGAAUUAAAGUUUCUUAAGCUUGGAUAUGGUAACUAUGAAUUCUGAAAAAUCGGCAUGUCGCCGUAAACAAAAUGAAAACAGUGAUAUUGGAGGAACAACGGAACGACUUAGAAACAGAGAUACUCAAAUAAAUCAAUACAACAAUCAAAAUGAUGAAGCAGUCGACAAAUCUCCUAGUAGCCCGACAUAUCAUAUCACUGCCUCUUGCGUGGAAGAUACACCAAAUUUUCUUGUGUAUCAGAAGAUGGAGGAUAUCGUAGAAAAAAUGUCAGAUGAAGUUACAGGUGUUCCAGUGAAAACAGUAAAGAAUUUUAUGACAAAAACACCUUCAGUUUUUACUGGCACAGAUUUAAUAUCCUGGAUGAUGAAAACCAUGGUUAUAGAUGAUCAAGAAGCACUUCACGUGGCGCAUCUAAUGGCAUCCCAUGGAUAUUUUUUCCCUAUAGAUGACCACUGCCUUACAGUAAAAAAUGACAAUACUUUCUACAGGUUUCAAACACCAUAUUUUUGGCCGUCGAAUUGCUGGGAACCAGAAAAUACUGAUUAUGCUGUUUAUUUAUGUAAACGAACGAUGCAGAACAAAACUCGUUUAGAAUUAGCAGAUUACGAAGCUGAGAAUUUGGCUAAAUUGCAAAAGAUGUUUUCACGAAAGUGGGAAUUUAUUUUUAUGCAAGCAGAAGCACAAAGUAAAGUUGAUAAGAAGAGAGACAAAUUAGAGAGGAAGGUAUUAGAUAGUCAAGAAAGAGCAUUCUGGGACGUGUACAGACCGAUGCCGGGUUGCGUGAAUACAACAGAAUUAGAUAUAAAAAAAGCGUGUCGUACAUAUAAGCCGAUUUCGAGGUCAAAUAAGCAUUUACAAUUAGGUCUAGGUAGUACUCAAAUUUCCCCCCACUCAGAGUCAUAUGCAGCGUUUUCGGUAGAAGCCCUAAAUAAAGAAAUUGAAAUGUUAAAAUCUAGGUUAGAUAGAACAAAUAUCAAAGUUUCGAAAGUUUCCGAAGCUCUAAUUGCAUAUUUUGAGCAGUACGUAGAAUAUGAUCCCUUUUUCAUACAACCUGAGCUCACGAAUCCAUGGAUAUCAGAUAAUUCUGAAAUGUGGGAACAAGAGAAACUAGCAAAAGAAGUAUCUACGAGAAGAGUGAAAAGAUGGGCUUUUAGCUUGCAAGAAUUGUUGCAAGAUCCUGUUGGUAGAGAACAGUUUAUACGUUUUCUGGAUAAAGAGUUUAGUGGUGAAAAUCUAAAAUUUUGGGAAGCUGUUCAGGAAUUGAAAGCGUUACCACAAAAAGAAGUCCAAACUAAAGUAAAUGAAAUCUGGAAUGAAUAUUUGGGUUCAGAUGCUAGUUGUCCAAUUAACGUUGAUUCUCAGUCUUACGAGGUAACAAAGAAGAAUCUACCGAAAGCUGAUCGAUGGUGUUUCGACAUAGCAGCGGCACACGUUUAUCAUCUGAUGAAAAGUGAUAGUUACUCGAGGUAUCUUCGCUCAGAAAUGUAUAAGGACUAUCUCAAUGGCUCGAAGAAAAAGGCAUUCUUCAGCCUUUUGUUAAUUCGGCUUUUAACUGCAGCCUUACUGCCAACAUUACGUCGGUAAAAGGUAUUCGUUCUAUUGUGUCGUUCAGUGGACGCAGGGAUACGGCUACUUCGUAAUCGCUACUGCAUAAAUUUUGUCGGUUGUGGAGAUUUUUCGAAAUUUCGUGUUAGGUUUUCAUUCGUAAAAGAAUUUCGAGAAUAAAAAUGUAUCUCAUUCUUCAUUGAAGUAAGUAUUGAAAUACUGUUCAGCACAAUCAGAUUUCUUUAUAUGUAUGUGUAUCCUUUAUUUUUUACCUAUUUAGUGUAUUAAGAUAAUUCUUGAAGAAUUGAAAUAAGUUUUGUAAAUAAUUUAUUCUAUAAUGUGUUUCAUCAUAUGAAUUACAUAAACUUUUUUUUAAAUAAAUAUAUAUAUAUAUAUAUAUACAUAUAUAUAUGUAUAGAAUAAUAUAGAUAUAAUACUAUAGCGUUUAAUUUUGCUUACAUUGUUAAAAUAUAUUUUCUCAAAAUGUAGUGUAAUUGAAAUAAAUAUAGUACAAUUGUAGGAUAAUAAUUCUAGAUAGAAGAUUUAAGAAAUAAUCAAAAACUUUAGCUUCUUUUUUAAAUAAUUUUGAUGGAAAUGAAACUUUUAUAAGUUAAUAUUCGUGCUCAUUACAUAGAUUACAAAACUUAUUCCAACAAUUAGUGCUAAAUAAUACAUGAAUUUGAUUUGAAACAAAACCAUCUUCAAUUAUCUUUAUAACGAUUAUAAAUUUAGGUGCAUGAUAAUUGACGAUACAUAGAGAUUAUUAAAAAAUAAAAUUUUAGAAGAACAUGUUCUAUUAUAUUCUUCCGUAUCUUAUAAAAAAUGUUUGCCAGUGCAUUGAUUGAGAUCAAAUGUUAACAUAAUUCCUCAGCAAAAUAUAACUCUGUAUGCCUUAGAUGAUGCUUAUAAUUCAACAAUAUUUCUUUAAAAUUUAAUGAAGAAGAUACAAUAGGAUACUAUACACCUAUUUUCAUAUCAAGUAUACAGGGUAUUUUCGAUCUGAUGGUAUAACCGAAAAAGGGCUGAAUCUACAUGAAAAUGUAAGUUAAAAAUGUAAAGCAUUAUUUUUUUGCACAGGACUUUGUGUUCAAACAAUUUUAAUAUUUUUAAAAAUUCCGCCAAAAAACAAGUGGCGCUAUCUAGCGACUUGCGAUGCUACUACAAAAGCGCGCCUAGCGUUGGUAAAAAGAACUAAAAGUAAACGUAAAUUUUGCGCCGUCUGGUGGUAAAACAGGAAAGCUUAUUUUCGCACAAGCCGCUAGAUACCGCCAUCUGUUUAUUGGCGGAAUUUUUAAAAAUUUUGAACAUCGGUAUAUUAAGAAAUAAAGCCCUGUUUUCUUUUUUAUGUACGUUCAACUCCUUUCCUGUUGUUCCUCCUGAUCGGAUAUACCGUGUAUUUUUCAGGAAUAGAUAAGUACAACGGUAGAUAAAAUGUUCUAUGCUGGAAAUACUGAACAUUUGUAGUCUUGUAAUAUUUACUAAAAUGUAAUAUGUACUACUGUAAGUUAGUUAUAAAGCACAAUAAUAAAAUGUAAAUAUAAUGUAGCAUAAACAACAAA
Osmia bicornis bicornis is the source of this 3819-nucleotide messenger RNA. RefSeq names its product regulator of G-protein signaling 7 (gene RSG7). The transcript has 13 exons. Bases 740 to 2299 code for a protein of 519 amino acids. Gene Ontology annotation, biological process: G protein-coupled receptor signaling pathway; regulation of G protein-coupled receptor signaling pathway; intracellular signal transduction. Lineage: Eukaryota; Metazoa; Arthropoda; Insecta; Hymenoptera; Megachilidae. The record is from RefSeq and is a predicted model, not a curated record.